This is a messenger RNA of Effrenium voratum, 1923 nucleotides long. Lineage: Eukaryota; Dinophyceae; Suessiales; Symbiodiniaceae. The record is from the annotation of a GenBank genome assembly.
GAGACUUGUCAGCAAGCCAUGGCCUUCCGUUCGCCAUGGCUGUUCGAGUUGCAUCACUUGUGAUGGAAGGUGAGCCGGAGGGUGAAGAGAAGCAGGUAGAGAAGGACUCUGAGUCAGAGGCCAGCGACGAAAGCCUUCCGCAGAUUGAUGAGGCGGAGCUGGAUGGGGAGAUCCUCAUUGAGGCACCCUUGGAGCCCGAGGAGGCUCCGGCUCCGAGGAAGAAGAAGAAGAGUGACCCUGCAGCCCGCGCAGCGCGGCGGGUAUGGAAGCGUCUCCGAGCGGAGAGGAAAGCGGCAAAGAAGGCGAAACGCAAGGAGGAGGCCAGGGCAAAGAAGCGCCGCGGCCACGGCGCCAACCUGGAGGACUUUCUGGUAAGGACCAAGGAGCGCCUUGAGGCGAGGGCUGCAGAGGCAGAAGCCGAGGCGGCGGCAUUGCUGGUGGCGCCAAAGAGGGGCGCCUCAGGUGAUGUGCAUGGCUUUGUCCAGAAAACCCGGGAGCGAUUGGUCGAGCAGGUGCAGGCGGAGCGAGCGGCGCUGAGGGCGCGCCAAGCCAAGGCUGCGGCCGCCGCCGCAGGUGCUGACUUGGAUGCCUUCCGCCAGCAGUGCGAGGCCCGCCUGGCUCAGCGCCUGUUGGCGGGCAUGCCCCAGGUGAAGACCGGUCUGGUGGAGGCUGAGGGCGGCACGGGCUUCUUCCGCCGCAAGAUCUGCAUCGUGGGCGCUGGGCCGGUCGGCUUGUGGGCCGCAAUGCUGUUGGCGCAGAAGUACCGGUGGACAGACCCCUCGGGCUGCGCUCGCCUGCGCCCGGAUGCCCCGCAGCUGGUUUUGCUGGAAGCCAGGUCUGCUGAGAGCCAUUGCAGCCGCACGGACAUCAGGAUUGCCUUGUCGUCCUCCACGCGGGCCAUGCUGGACCAACAGACGCGCUCUCGCAGCUUCAGCUCAGGCAUGCCCGUGGCGGAGAUUGAGGAGGCCUUCCUGCGGCGCUGGCGGAAGCUGGCAGGGUCGGAGGCCAAAAUCCUCUACGACACCUCGGUGCAGGACCUCGGGGCAUUGGAAGACUGCGACUGCGUGUUCUGGGCCGCGGGACGGCGAUCUUUGGAGGAUGCCUCGCGGAAGGCUCUGGGCUGUGAGGUGAAGGUCGGAGACAGCCAGAAGGUGAUUGUGUUCCAGAUCUCGGAGCUCGGGCCCGACACCAACGCCUGGCAGCUGGCCAGCCUCGACCUAUCUGGCAUUGCACAGCAGGCCAGCCGCUCGCUGUGCAACCUGCGGGUCAUGCUGCGCCCGGGCUUCGAGGGCGCCUGCGCCUGCUGGCUCUGGGUCUUUGGACUGCCGGAGAUGGAGGAGAAGGGCAAGGCCUUGGUGCCGCGGGCCACGCUGGCAGAGGCGUGCCAGGACGUGGCCUGCCAGGAUGCGCUGCUCCCAGCGCUGGAGGCACUGCAGCAGAGGCUGCGCCCGGCCCGGAUCACCGCGAGGUUCGUGGAUGCAUCCUUCUGGUCCUCGGAUCGCGCCGCGUGCCAGUUGCAGGAUCCUCCGGUGCCGUUGGUUCUGCUGGGGGACGCUUUGGCUGGGAAGCCCUUCUAUACUGGCUCGACGCUGAAUCGCCAUCUCUGGGAUGUGGCACAUCUCAUUGAGGAGGUCGAGUUUGCCUACGACGGCCAGCGGAUGGAGGUGUCCCGGUUCUCCGCGUACGAGCGCCGCUACCAGGAGUGCGUGCGCCGGAUCCCGGAGUUCCAGCGGCCCCGGAACUUCCUGCAGGCCCUGCCGCUGAUGGUGCGCAAGGAGAGGGCUGAGGGCCGCUGCUGCAAGCCGGUACUGCCUGCACUCGCACGGCCCGCGCCGGGCGCGCUGUGACUUAGGGCCUUUCAAUGAUUUUCCAAGCCCUCGCCAAGAAGGGGCGACUGCAUGAGCGGAUGCCAAAAUGGAUAAC